Scheffersomyces amazonensis is the source of this 461-nucleotide messenger RNA. RefSeq names its product DNA-directed RNA polymerase III core subunit (gene RPC11). Gene Ontology annotation, cellular component: RNA polymerase III complex. Lineage: Eukaryota; Fungi; Ascomycota; Pichiomycetes; Serinales; Debaryomycetaceae. Gene Ontology annotation, molecular function: nucleic acid binding; zinc ion binding. Gene Ontology annotation, biological process: termination of RNA polymerase III transcription; DNA-templated transcription. The record is from RefSeq and is a predicted model, not a curated record. The coding region runs from base 28 to 366 and encodes 112 amino acids. The transcript has a single exon.
ACUGAUUAUUAUGGAGUUAUAGGGAAGAUGUUGACCUUCUGUCCAAAUUGCUCCAACAUGUUGUUGAUCACUUCUUCUACAGAUGAUGGGGUCAAUAAGUUUUACUGUCCAACUUGUCCAUAUGAGUUUAAAAUUAAUGGACUUCAAUUAUAUGAAAGGAAAAAGCUACAUAGAAAGGAAGUCGAUGAUGUGUUAGGUGGAGAAGGUACUUGGGAUAAUGUAGAUCAAACAGGAGCUCAAUGUCCUAUUGAUUCAUGUGGUAGUGUUAAGGCAUAUUUCUUCCAAUUACAAAUCAGAUCUGCUGAUGAACCUAUGACUACUUUUUAUAAGUGUGUAACUUGCGGUCAUAGAUGGAAAGAGAAUUAGAUGAAAUCAAUGAUUGAGGUCAUUCCAUUAUUUAUUGUAUUAUUUAUUUGUAUAUUAGUGGUUUAAAAAAAUGCUGUAUAUAGCGUAAUAGAAGU